Molecule: messenger RNA, 1241 nt
Organism: Hydra vulgaris (swiftwater hydra)
Lineage: Eukaryota; Metazoa; Cnidaria; Hydrozoa; Anthoathecata; Hydridae
Source: RefSeq, a predicted model, not a curated record
GUUUUUUUAGUUGCCAAUGUUAUUUAAUCUUGUCAAUUAAAGUAAGAGAUUUUUCGUUUAAAAAAUAAAGCUAAGUUUUGCUAAGCAAAAAAAAAAAGCAAAAAAGAAAUGAGUUUGGUUAAAUAUCUAUUUAGUGGUUGCCUGAUGUUUGUAUUGUUGCAUUUGGUUUUAUCUGCUGUUUGUCCGACUAAUAAACUAUGCCGACCGGGACUGUUGACGUCAUCGAUUACAACAUUGAGCAGUUAUAUAAGUACAAAUCGAAUGUUGUUUACUCUUUUAAACAGUUCUGCUCUUCAAAAAACAUCAGCAAAAAAUGAACAGCAUUGCCUUCAGAAAUGCUAUGCUUUAUCAACCUGUCUUUCAAUUAACGUUUUAAGUAACAUAUCUUCAAGCAUUGAAAUAGAAUGCCAACUUCUUGGUGAACAAGCAUAUACGAAUAAAGACAAACUUGUUUAUCAAGCAAAUUCCACCCACUACACAGUACUGAGUGCAUUGAUAUGAUGGUGCAUAAGCAAUCGAUGGUCACACUAAAGAAUACAGGUUGUGAAAAAGGUUUAUGCUUGAACAAUUCAACAUGUAUACCAAACUAUAAUGACGACACCAGCUCUUGUAAAUGUGUUUCUACAAACUUUGAUGGAAAUUUUUGUGAACGAGAAAUUAAAGUUGUGCUGCUAAGAUACAAUCGAGGAUAUAACUAUGGACCUUCAGUUCAACAUUUUAUGCAAGAAACAACUUUUAAAAACAAACCAUCGUUGCCAAGCUCUUCGUGUUUGUUAACUUUUAACGAUGGAAGUUCUAUAAAUAACAAUAUGGGUGGUCAAGUAUUUGCUUACUUUGUACCACCGGAGACAGGAAUCUAUUAUUUUACUAUUAAAUGUACUUACAACUGCAAUUUAUACAUCUCCACGGUUGGUAAGCAAGACAGGCGAAUCUAUAUAAAAGAUCCAGGUAAAGGUCCAGCAAUAUAUAUGAAAGAAAACAAUGUAAAAUUUCUUGAAAUGUUGAUUGCUAUUCGGCAAAAUGAUGGAAAUGGGUACACAACUUCAUUUUCAUUAGGUGUUACUUUUCCAAAUGGAACGGUAUCUGAUCCAGUUGACAACCGGUAUUUGGCAUCUAGAUUUUAAAAACUCAAAAUGAAUUUUAUCAAACUUUAUAUAUUUACAUUUACAUAAUUCAAAAUUAAAACACAAUUCGGUACUUUAAUAUUUGUAAUACGAUUUUAAAAAUCGUUUUUAAAAAAA